AAUUUGACACCGUUGAAUAAUGUUGAUAUUGUAGACGUUAAAUUCACAGUCGCAGUUGCAGUUGCUUGAAAUCAAUGUGAAAAUUUAUUACAAGUGUAAAAAUUAUUUUAACAAAAUUCCCGUCAUGUACAAAGUAAGAAUGGUGUUAUUUCUGUUCGCAUUGGUUUCGUGUCUCUUUGUAAUAGAUUGUGUUCUUGGUAAUGUCUCCCUUAGACUGAUUCAGAGCUUUUCUGAAAAUCUUCAAACAUUGCCUGAAUCAGUGAAAGAAGAAACGAAGGUAUUAUUACUGGAAGGAGCUAGAUUAAUGAAUCUUCCUCUUUUAUGUUCUGAAGUUCUAUUUUUAGCUGUUAUGACAGUGGUACUUAACAACUGGAGUUCUCCAAAUAAAAACGAUCGCAUAGAUAGAUUACUCCAGGAGAGCCGGCGUGGGUUGCAGUCUACUAACACAUAUCUGGAGAAGUGGCGACAGAAACGAGUACAAGCUGAAGAGAAUAAGAAUAAGGAACCUGAUUACGUGAAACCAUUAAAACUGGAAGUUCCAAUACUUCACAUGGCUAUUAUAGAUAAUCGAGCAACCAACAGGUUUGACGCUAGAGCUCAACACGAAAGGGGAGACGCGGGAGACUCCAUCAACAUCACUGAUACAACCUUAUUGUCAGUCGCCUCAGUGAACAACGAUGAUUUCGAGUCAAUCAUGAAGUUAGCGCGUGAUGACGUCACCACCGAAGAUAUUAGAAGCAUCGAAACAAACAAUCGCUAUCUAUGGAAAGUUCUGGAAGAAGAUGAUGAUGACAUUUAAAAGAGGACAUCACUGUAAUCAUGUUUUGCAAACUGAUAGGUGUAAAAUUCUGGGGUAAAAAUUUUUUGAAUUACUUCGUGUAAAAAACGAUCCAUCAAUUCAUAAAAUAAAACAUUGAUCCAAAAGCUA
Papilio polytes (common Mormon) is the source of this 928-nucleotide messenger RNA. RefSeq lists its product as uncharacterized. The transcript has 4 exons. Bases 125 to 799 code for a protein of 224 amino acids. The record is from RefSeq and is a predicted model, not a curated record. Lineage: Eukaryota; Metazoa; Arthropoda; Insecta; Lepidoptera; Papilionidae.